UUUAAGGCUUUAUUUAGUGUUUUAAAUAGCACUCAACGCCAAAUCGUUCGAAAAACUAGUGAAUUUUGCCCUUAUUGGCUGAGCGAUAGCGAAGCCCUUGCCGUGUUUGGACGCUCCGAAAAGUGACUUGUCGUGCGUCAGAAGGCUCAAAACACUAAGUUUUCGGGUGCCAUUCCUACUGUGAUACGGCUAGUAUUUUUGGCUGGCAUGUUCAUUUUCUUGAAGACUCAACCUUUUCGAAUAUCAUCUCGCACAAAUCCGAUACAAAAAUAAACUAUGGAAAAAACUAGAUUUUAUGUCGAUUUGGCGAAUGUCAGCCCCAUGAGAACUGUGCGCUGGGAGGCGAAGCUGGGCAUGCGUCCUGUCGAACCAAAAUGCUGGCGCAGCAAAGCGCAGCAAAGCGGAGCAAAGCGGAGCUGGUAACAAGGUUCGCGGAGGGGCGGGCCCCUCCGUGCUCCGGCAACCCGCAGGCUUGUUUUUACUGAACAAAUUGCGCAACCUCUUGUUGCUGUGUGAUAUAGGUCGGCGUUUAAACUCAGAGCAGCUGUGUAUGCAUUGAAACCAACAUUCUACUUGCUUUUAAGGCGCAGCACGUGCAGCCUAAACAUGUGGGUUUGACCACUCAAAGUAACACCAUUUUCUUAGAAAUCAAAUGAGCGUUUCUUUCCAAGAUCUGCCAGUCUUUUCUGAGAGAUAAGAGGACACCACUCCAGGGUGAUUCCGCAUCUCGAAAUGAAUGCGCGCGUACUUCGAUCUCCACGCAGUAAAAGCAUUUCUCGAGGGGGUACAGAGAGCGCAUAUCCCCUCGGCAUUUCUCUUCUCUUGGCGUCUUUUGCCGCAGUCGCGGCCGGGUGUUGCUCAAAGCGCGAGAAUUUAUUUGGAGCCGUCCACGAGCAGCAGCAAGACUACCAGCAGCAGCCGCGAAAGCCAAAGAGAUACGACGCCUAGAAGACGCCCCCGCGAGAAUCAGGAACAAUCCAGUGGUGAACCAGACCCAAAAAGAAGGAAAAAGGUCCUGGGGACGAAAGCACAACCGAAUCCAGUUACAAAACUCAUGAACCAGAACAAACAUAAGGCAACCAAACCACAGAAUCAAGAUGACGUUCCUUUUGAAUUCGACGUGACAGACAAGCACUACCGGGAAACGCUGUUCCUUCCCCAUCAGAUCAGCAAGCAGGGCGACUUUCGGAUGACGGUAGAACAUUCGUGCGUUUAUGGGAAAUGCGGAGCGUGGCAGAACCGGGCCGAUGUCCUUCGUCAUAUACAAGAAUUCCACUAAAAGGAGCUACGGGAGGAGGAUUGCACUAAGGGAAGUGCAGAAGUUAUAGCUCAGCGAAGAUUCGAGAACCUUCACCGGGCCGGUGUUAGGACUGCCACACCUCGACGCCUCCUACGCCACUUCGACUGGGUUAAGGACCUGAU
Molecule: messenger RNA, 1422 nt
Organism: Thrips palmi
Lineage: Eukaryota; Metazoa; Arthropoda; Insecta; Thysanoptera; Thripidae
Exons: 7
Coding region: 737-1279 (180 amino acids)
Source: RefSeq, a predicted model, not a curated record